Cyclopterus lumpus (lumpfish) is the source of this 789-nucleotide messenger RNA. It is a transcript of the gene tmem150b, whose product is annotated as transmembrane protein 150B. NCBI's taxonomy places the organism in Eukaryota, Metazoa, Chordata, Actinopteri, Perciformes, Cyclopteridae. Bases 38 to 745 code for a protein of 235 amino acids. The transcript has 6 exons. The record is from RefSeq and is a predicted model, not a curated record.
GACCACUUAGUGUCCCUCCAGCAGCAGCCGGACCGUCAUGUGGAUGUGGGCUUUGCUCCCCGUCUGCCUGGCCGUCUUUGGCACUGUGGGCAUUUGGACUGUGUUGGCUGUUGCUGUGUCAAAUGGAUCAGUCAACCUCACGGAGGGAGUCCCGUACAUCAGUAAGUGUGGCACUUACCCCCCUCAGAGCUGCCUCUUCUCCCAGAUCUGCAGCAUCAGCUCUGUUUUAGCCCUGUGGAUUGUGGCGAUCCGCUUCCAGCAGAUUAGGGACUGCGGUAACCACGGGAAGGCCAAUGCAGCCAGCGUCGUUUUGGGAUUCAUCUCCUCCAUAGGAAUCUCCAUCAUUGGCAACUUCCAGCAAUCCAUCUUAAAGAACAUUCACCACUUGGGAGUGUUCCUGGCCUUCUUCCUGGGCCUGGCCUACUUCUGGGUCCAACUGUUUCUGACAUACAGAGCUCCGCCGUCUCCGGACCGAUGCUGGGUCGGGCCGGCCCGGGCCACCUGCUGCAUCCUCUGUACCAUCCUGGUCAUCGCUAUGGUCGUUCUCCACAACACCGGCUCUCCCUCUUGGGCCGCCGUGUGCGAAUGGGCCCUGGUCAUGUUGGUCUUCUGCCUGUUUGGCCUUUUUGCAGCUGAGUUCAGACACAUCGACUGCCACCAGCUCACUGUGCAGAGAGCGGCUCUUGCCGACCAGCGCAACACUGCCUCCCUAGAGGUCAACGGUUAUGUCGCAAAUGCACUCUGAACGCACACGAGGCCCUGUGGCUCCACAACAACAAUCUCACCUGC